GUCUUAGUGACGUCAUGUGUACACACAUACCCCCAUCCUCAGAACUUCAUGUUGACAACUAUGCAAAGAUGUUGCAAAUGAAAAAUCGUAUAAAAUAUUGCUCUUUGGCGAUUGCUGCGACCAGGUUGUUUUCGUCUGGACCAGUCAAGAACCCAGUCGUGUAUUUUGACAUCGCAGCUGACAACGAACCUCUGGGACGAAUCAUCAUAGAGGUACCUAGCUAACUAACGUAGCUAGCUUAGAUGCGGACCCGUAGCAAUCUAAAUCUGCCAUUAGCUAGCAGUAAACAGUAAAAAGGCAGAUACACAUAGCUACAUAGAAUAACUCUAGUUGACGGUUCAUUUUACGGCAUGUUCAGCUGAGCUUGCUUCGCUAGUUAAAAUAGUUAGCUAGCUAGAUAGCUAGCCAUGCUUAGUUGUUGAAGUAGCUAAGUCUCAGCUGGCUAGCCCAUUCAUUUGCAGUUUGUUUCAGCUACAGUCACACCCCAUCUUUCUGCUCAAAGGUUAAUGAGCUGAUUGGGUUGUUGAUAAGAUUGCUAGCUAUGCUUGCUAAAUGGCUAGUGUGUUCAACCAAGCAUGUUCAUGUAGAGAAAAGGGCUACACUAUCCAGCUAGUUUACUAGCAAUAAAGGCUAUUAUCUAACUAGCUAGCUAGCUGGCUAUCAAUACGAUGUUUAGCCAUAGAUAACGACAGACUAGAAAUAAUCACGGGGAACCAAUCAAUAUCAAUACAUUAAACCUGCUUAUCUACCUAACUAACGUUACCUGACAUUGUCUUUAUUUACAUUUUAUUACAGUUGAAUGCAGCUGCUGUGCCCAAAACAGCAGGUAAACAUUGAUUUGUGUUCUAUAGAAAUAGCCACUCAGUGAGAUUGACCUGGGCAAUGACAAAUAAAAUACUGCUCUAUAUAGCCUUACAUUGUGUUUUACUUAGUAGUGAAUUCAUGUUGUUGUUGUUUUCUGACAGAGAACUUUAGAGCACUGUGCACUGGGGAACAUGGCUUUGGAUACAAAGGAUCAGUGUUCCACAGAGUGAUUCCUGAGUUCAUGUGUCAGGUACUGUAGCCGUGCUUACCUUAUCAUAGAGCAGGAUUUCCCAAACUCGGUCCUGGGGUCUUCCAAGGGUGCACGUGUUGGUUUUUGCCCAAGCACUACUCACUCAGCUGAUUCAAAUAAUCAAAGCUUGAUGAUGAGUUGAUUAUUUGAAUCAGCUGUGUAGUGCUAGGGCAAAAACCAAAACAUGCACCCAUGGGAGGCUGACUUUGGAAAACCUUGUCAUAGAGAAACCUCUAUUUCUAUGUAAACAGUGUUUGGCCAUGUAUCUGUGUUAUAUCAGUGUAACAACCUGUACAGUAUUCUGUAUAUGCUACUAUCUUCCUAAUAUGUAACUCUACUGUAAGACUAACAUUAGGAAGGACAUGCAGUUAUGGAAAACAAUAGGCUAUCACUUUGACACUCAGUGUUCUGCAACGAUUGAAAUAUUUUGGUCCCACAUUGAAAUUGAAUUUAUCACUACUGUAGCGACCUUAUUUUAUAAGCUCUGAUAUCAACUCUGCCACUGCAGCAUGCUUUUGUGGCACAGGCUAUGGCGCACAGGACUACGGGCCAGAAGGUUGAGGGUUUGCCGACCACUCCAGACAAGCUCACUCUCCCUGCCUGUUUCAUUACACUGGUGUCAGAUGUGAUCGGACCUUGCGCCACAGAUGUGCUUGGCCGAUGAGCGCGUUCCUGUAAGGUGUCGUCCUCUUAAGGCUAUCCCGAGGACGUGCUCUUUGAAAGGAGAGAGCAGUGUAGUGACCCUGUGUUUAUAAGCGCGGACAUCAACUCUGCCACUGCAGCAUGCUUUUGUGGCACAGGCGAUGGUGCACAGGGCUACGGGCCAGAAGGUGGAGUGUUUACCGACCACUGCGUACAAGCUCACUCUCCCUGCCUGUUUCAUUACACUACUAUAAGUGGACAGCCCUUAUGAAGGUUGUAUUUAUGAACUACAAUGUUCUGUGGUGGUGUUGUCUUAAAGUAAGAGCACUAACUCACUCUCUGCCCUCAGGGAGGAGAUUUCACGCAUCACAACGGGACUGGAGGGAAGUCCAUAUAUGGGUCCAAGUUCAAAGACGAGAACUUCAAACUGAAACACACUGGGCCAGGUAUGUUAGAUCACUAAACCAGCAAACUCCUCUGUCCGUCUGACCUCUGGUCCCUUAUUCACACUUUAGGGCCAAACUGAGCUGAACUGUACUGGGCUGGCCUGGUUAUGCAUCCACCAUUGUUGUUGGAACCAUGCUGGAAAACAUUAGGGGGAAAAAUGUAAUAGAAGCCAGUACACUAUGGUUAGUCGACCCUAGUGUGUAAAACAGGCGUUGAAGAGUUGUUGUAGGGUCUCCACUCCCCUAGAUGGCGCUAUUGACUACACAGACAGGUUAUUUCAAUAAGGUACAAAUGACCUACUUUCCAAGCAAGUCAACAUCCCAUUUAUCAUCCGAUUUUUUUAAACUAAACCUUAAUCCCAUGUUGAUAGAUGGACACUUCUUCAGCUCAGGGUAUGUUCUCUUGCAUAAUGACAACCUGGCUCCAGUUAAACUGGGGGUAAUAGACCUUUACCCAAUACAGAUGUCUUCUGUCUGCUGCUCUAUGCCCUCCUACAGCCAGGUACCCCACAGUGUUCCUAUCUAUUUAUUUUCUAGUCAUUCUGUUAGAGGACUUGAUCCACAGAAACAACGUUUGGAGAAAUGGAAGCCUUGAUAAGUCAUAAUGUAUAAAUGCAACAUGUAAAGUGUUUGUCCUAUGUUUCAUGAGCUGAAAUAAUGAAUCCCAGAUAUUUUCCAUAUGCACUAAAAGCUUAUUUCUCUCAAAUGUUGUGCACAAAUGUGUUUAUAUCCCUGUUAGUGAGAAUUUCUCCUUUGCCAAGAUAAUCCAUCCACCUGACAGGUGUGGCAUAUCAAGAAGCUGAUUAAACAGCAUGAUAUUUACACAGGUGCACCUUGUGCUGGGGAAAAUAAAAGGCCAAUAUAAAAUGUGCAGUUUUGUCACACAACACAAUGCCACAAAUGUCUCAAGUUUUGAGGGAGCGUGCAAUUGGCACGCUGACUGCAGGAAUGUCCACCAGAGCUGCUGCCAGGGAAUUUAAUGUUAAUUUCUCUACCAUAAGCUGCCUCAAACGUCGUUUUCGAGAAUUUGGCAGCACGUCCAACCAGCCUCACAACCGCAGACCAUGUGUAACCACGCCAACCCAGGACCUCCACAUCCGGCUUCUUCACCUGUGGGAAGGGAGUGCUGAGGAGUAUUUCUGUCUGUAAUAGAGCCCUUUUGUGGGGAAAAACUCAUUCUGAUUGGCUGGGCCUGGCUCCCCAGUGGGUGGGCCUGGCUCCCAAAUGGGUGGGUCUAUGCCCUCCCAGGUCCACCCAUGGCAGCGCCCCUGCCCAGUCGUGAAAUCCAUAGAUUAGGGCCUAAUGAAUUUAUUUCAAUUGACUGAUUUCCUUAUAUGAACUGUAACUCAGUCAAAUCUUUGAAAUUGUUGCUUGUUGCAUUAAUAUUUUUGUUCAGUAUACAAUUGACAAUGUACAUGAAUGAACUGGUACUAUACUGCAAGCUCUGGUGUUUCUAUUGUUUUAGGUAUCUUAUCCAUGGCAAAUUCAGGGGCAAACACGAACGGUUCUCAGUUCUUCAUCUGCACAGUUAAAACUGAAUGGUAGGUUAUGUUUUAGACACCAGUUAGUCACACAGUUGUGUUUUAGAAUCAUUUACAUUUUGGUCCGCUUUACUGGUAACUGCACCUCUCUCUCUCUCUCUCUCUCUCUCUCUCUCUCUCUCUCUCUCUCUCUCGCACUCUCUCUCUCUCUCUCUGUCUCUCUCUCUCUCUCUCUCUCUGUCUCUCUCUCGCUCUCUCUCUCGCACUCUCUCUCCCUCAGGUUGAAUGAUAAACACGUGGUCUUUGGUCAGGUGAAGGAUGGCAUGGACGUAGUCUUCAAGAUGGAAUCCUUUGGUUGUCAUGACGGUGGUGUGGUAAAGAAAAUCGCCAUCACGGACUGUGGGGAGAUCAAGUAAAACACACGCAGACACACAGGUUGGAGAAUGUCGCUAUGGAUAGAGACUGUUGGAAACGUCCGAUUUUAUUUGUUUAUUUUAGCUCUUCUGUUUUCCUCACCCAAUUAAAGAAUGACAACCACAAAUACACCAGCUGUCUCUCAUACAUGUAGUCUCAUUGUCUUUGGACAAUGUGUUCUCCCCUCACACACACACUUCCUUUAUAGCAUUUAUACUGUCUGUAGAGUGAUCUGUACGAACUCUCAUGACAACUUCUCAUGUUCAUAGCCUGUGCUUUAUACGUUCAAGAGUUGUUGUAUGGUAGAGGUUUGGACUUUGGACUAGCUCAACACUGGUACUAAGAUACCUCUAAAAUGGGUGCUUUUGAUCCUAGAUGUCACUGUAAUAUUUUUGUAAAGAAAAUAAUCUAUAAACUAUUUAUGGCGUGUAUGAUGGACCUGACACCUUUAGAAUGUAUAAAAUAAUGUUGUACAUUUACUGCCAAA
Molecule: messenger RNA, 4524 nt
Organism: Coregonus sp. 'balchen'
Lineage: Eukaryota; Metazoa; Chordata; Actinopteri; Salmoniformes; Salmonidae
Source: the annotation of a GenBank genome assembly